This is a messenger RNA of Lachancea sp. 'fantastica', 306 nucleotides long. The record is from the annotation of a GenBank genome assembly. NCBI's taxonomy places the organism in Eukaryota, Fungi, Ascomycota, Saccharomycetes, Saccharomycetales, Saccharomycetaceae.
AUGGUAAACGUCAAGGUUGAAUUUUUGGGAGGUCUUGAUGUUAUUUUCGACAAGCAAAGAACCUAUAAAUUAAGUGUUCCCAGCAGUAACGGAGAAGAAGUUACAGUUGGAACACUAAUCGACUACAUAGUUGAAAAAAUGAUAAAAAAUCCCGGGGACAAGUGUGUCUUUAUCGAAAAUGAUACUGUGCGGCCCGGAAUUCUAACGCUUAUAAAUGACACUGACUGGGAGCUGGAAGGUGAGAAGGACUAUGUUUUAGAAGAUGGCGACAUCGUAUCUUUUACUUCAACGCUUCAUGGAGGUUAA